AUGUACAAAUUAAUAGGAUGUUCAAGACUCAAGUUGUGUAAAAGCAAAAGCUUUCGUAUAUUCAAUCUUUAUUUAAUUUGUUAUAAACCAGUUCUUAAUAGCAUAUUAAUUUCUUCCUGUUCGAGCACACGACUAAGAAUGGCGUCAGCAAAGGCUAACAGAAAGGCAGCGACUGUGGCAGUGGAAUUGCCAGAAUGCCCCGUCUGUAUGGAGACUAUGAGUGCCCCGAUCUUCCAGUGCCAGUCAGGGCACAGUCUGUGCAAUUCUUGUACGCAGAAUUUAAUGCCACCGAUGUGUCCAAUUUGCCGCCAACCGCUCACGCAAAUGCGGAACUGGCAGUUGGAAGAUAUUAUUGCAAAGGCCAAAGUACCUUGCGCUAACAAAGCAGCCGGAUGCGUUUAUACCAUGGUGUCAAGAGACAUGGAGGAGCAUCUCAAAGAAUGUAUCUUCAGGGAGAUGGACUGUCCGUUCGGCGUUGCUUUUGGAAAAUGUUCAUGGAGCGGUAAGUUGAAAGAUAUGAUGGAACAUUUCAAAGAGCGUCAUGCACAAAAUUGCAACGUAACUACUGAUGAAGAAGUAGAAUUGACUAAUGUAGACGCCAAGAUCGAUGAUCGUCAUCUCUAUUUGGUAUCGCAAAGUAAAAUGCUUUUUAUUAUCACCAUGAAAAUUGAUACACUUCAAAAAAUGGCCUACUGGGCUAUACAGCAUAUCGGCAGUAAGAAGGCGGCUCAUGACCAUAUCUACGAAAUACACAUUUUAAGCAAGCAAAACUCUAGGAGAAAAGUUGUGUUUACGGAACAUUGCUUCAAUGAUGCCUUAAAACCGGACGAAGUGUUCCGUACGGGAAAAUGUGCCGUUCUGCCUUUAGAUGUGUUAAUCAACUUCAUUAGUAACAAAAAAUUAUCCUUUAGAUUCUUUAUAAAGAGGAUUCCCGCCGAGCACAAAAACAAUAAAGGUGAUGGCAAUGACAAUAAGCCACAAGGUCCAAAAGGACCUGGGCCCAAGGGACCAAACAAAGACAUGCAAAAAAAUAAGUCAAACGGUCAGAAUGCACCUGGACCCAAGGGCCAGAAAGCUAAUAAACCACAAGCUUAA
Arctia plantaginis is the source of this 1095-nucleotide messenger RNA. Lineage: Eukaryota; Metazoa; Arthropoda; Insecta; Lepidoptera; Erebidae. The record is from the annotation of a GenBank genome assembly.